AAGAUGCGUCUUUCUGCUCUCCAGUCUGAUGUUGCCUGAGCACUCUUGGCGGGAGGACUGAGGUCUAAGGCCCCCGUUACUUUAGCUCCAAACGGUCCCUGUUCAUGGGAACUUUUUCCUUCUAAUUCCUCACAAGCGGGUCGUAGCAGCAGGCAGAGGCUCCGUGCCCGGACCCAGUCCGCAGCCCAGCCAUGCCUAAAAAAGGAAAAAAGUCCAAGAUACCCUUGACGGAGGAAGAGCAGCUGCUUAUAUUUCAGCAGAAGUUGCUGGCUGACGAGGAGGCAGCCAAGAAGAAAGAAAGGCUUCUCACCCAGUUCUUGAAGGACAAGUUGGCCAAAGAAGAACACAACAGCGCUCUGAACCUCAAUAAGAUUAACACGCAGUGGAGAACCGUCCUCAGAGAGGUCAAGACCCGAGAGCUUCACAAGGACAUUGAGAUCCUCAGCCAAACCUUUGAACGAGUGGUGGACUGCAAGGACAGCGUCAUUAAGUCUUUGGCUAGGGACUUGACGGAAGCUGAGGAGCAGUAUGCCCACGCUCUGCGUAGCCACCUGCACAACGUUGACCGGCUCUUGGCCCUGCAACGACGCCGGCUCGGCCUCCUGGAGGAAAAUUACAACAUGGAGCUGGAGGUCCUAACCAAAGAGUUCGAGACAGAAAGGAAAUCCAUCAUUGACCAUCAUGAGAAGGAGGUUCACUAUCUACAGGACGUCUUCAUGGCCAUGGAGCAAAACUAUAUAGACUCCGAGUACGAGAGCAAGCUAGAGUUCCAGAGCAUGUGGGAUGACCUAAAAAACAAGAAUUUAGAAGAGAAGCACUUUCUUCGCCUACAAUUGGAGAACAUAGUGGAAGACCUGUGGAGGAGGUUCCAGGAUGCACUCAAGAAUUACACCGAUGCCACGGAGGACCGGAAGAUUGCCUUUGAGGCCCUGAAGGUGAAGGAUGAGAAAAGCUCCAAAGAGAUUGAGGUUCAGAUGAAAAAGAUCCAGAGGCUGCAGGAGGCCAUAAGUGCCCUGAAAGGGAAGAUCGUAGCCCACAGCCGCGAAGGUGAAUGGCAGAAUCAGUGUAUCCGGAAUGACAAGGAGCUGGUCCAUGUGCAGCUGCGAAAACUUAAGAUCCAGAGGACCCAGGCUCGGACCGUAUCUCAGGAGAACUUAGUCAAGCUCACCCUGGAAAGUAAUGCCACCCUCAAGGCUCUGAAGAAGGCCGUGGAGAAGGGUGAAAAGAUCCUGAAGCUUGCUGAAAUAUGUAGGAAAUUUGAAACAGAGGAAGAAAAAGUACUGCCUUUCUAUUCUUCAGUACUGACUCCCGAGGAGCAGGAGGAGGCCGAGAUCCAGAACCCGGAGGACCUCACGGAGGACCUCGCCAAGCUUAUGAUGGACUAUGCGGGGAUGGAGAACUUCUGGAAGAGAUACAACAAGGUGAAGCUGGAGGUCCUGAGUCUGCAGCACAGGCGGCUACAGCUGCUGGAUAUCAGCGGCAAACUCCGGGGGAUGCUCAAACAGUACUUGGAUGGCAUCUCGGUGAGCGACGAAGUGCUGAGCCACCUCAACCCGCUCCUCAUAGUAAACCACAGAAGCAACCUGCCCCAGCUGCCCCCACUGGCAGCCCAGCCCGGCGGGGACAGAAGAGCCUCUUACAAUGUCAUCGAAGCAGCCCACAUUGUCUCCCAUAUUCUGUGACCGGAGGAGACUGCCUUCCGGACCCAGAGACUUUAUUCCUUUUUUGAAACCUGACUGCUUCGCUCUCCCACUCAGACGGACAGACGGACAGACGGACAGACACCCCAGCUGUACUCCUUCCUGACUGCCACUACCCCAUGCACUGUAGCAGAUUACUUAUUCUUUUUUUAAAAAGAGAGAAAUAAAUAAAAGUAAAAG
Messenger RNA from Arvicanthis niloticus (Nile rat), 1880 nucleotides. It is a transcript of the gene Drc2, whose product is annotated as dynein regulatory complex subunit 2. The record is from RefSeq and is a predicted model, not a curated record. Lineage: Eukaryota; Metazoa; Chordata; Mammalia; Rodentia; Muridae. Gene Ontology annotation, biological process: axonemal dynein complex assembly; regulation of cilium movement; cilium-dependent cell motility. Gene Ontology annotation, cellular component: axoneme; axonemal dynein complex.